AAUGAGCGGACGCCGUCCUCCCUUUCGGCCUCUCGGCCAACAGCCACCGCCACCGCCACCAGGAGUUCCGCCGCCGCAACCCCCUCCUAUGAAUGUCGAUCCUAAUCUCAACCUUCAGUUGCAGAAUAUGUAUUUCCAAUACUUAGCCAAUACUCUUCUCCAGAACCUCCAGCUCCAGCAGAGCAUCGCUGCCCCUCCCCCUCCCAACCCUAAUUUCCUGGUUCCAAACUUUAAUCUGCCCAUUCAGAAUCCAGGUAUGUUCCCUCACCAGCAACUCCCUAGUAGCUCAGCUGCCCAGCUGCCGCAUUGCUCGCCUGCGCCGUCAUUGCCACCGCCACCGCCGCCACACCCCGGCGGUUCGAUUGACCAAAGGCACGAAGACCCAACCAGGGAACCGUCUAUGAAUAAACCUCCAGCGGUCCCUUUUGAGAGAACCCAGCCCUUUGCAAUGAAACAUGAUAACCUAAGCAAGAAUAAGUCUAUUGAGAAAAUUGACCGGGCAGCGGAUAAGGCGAGGAGAGACCUUAUUGCUGCUGGGGAGGGCGUUACGUCAUGGAAGGUUUCCCAGGAAGUAUUGCUGGCAUUGCAGGUUGAUUCAUGGCAAUCUUUAGGGUUUAGGAUGCAGGAGAUACCGUCUCUGCACCGGCUCAUUCUCACUGAAGGGAAGGUAAACGCAUUCAUCCAUUGCUUUGUUGCAGUCUGGAGGAUGACCUCAUUGUAUGACCUAGAAGUGGCACUGUGCCAAAAUGAGGGUGUUGAGCAGUUUGAAGAUCUGGAUUUGGGACCGCUGUUGCAGCAUCCUCUCGUCUUACACUACUUUUCUGUCAAUUCUAAUGUCACCGAAGUGUUAAAGAUAACUAGGGAGGACAUACUUGCUGACCUUCAAGAGUUCAUGCAUUUCCAUAGAAAGAAACAUAUAAAAGUUGAUGAAUUUCUAGAUUUCGUCUCUCAGAAGCGAUCGAUUGUGGAAAAAGAAAAGCUUGGAGUCCGUAUUCAGAACUUGGGGAUGUAUAUUUCUUUUAUCCGGGAUGCCAAGAGGUCUGAAGAUGAGGCAUUGACGUUGGCGAGACGGAAAAUAGGUUUUGCAAGGAACACUGUUGGCACAAGUACAAAGCAGCCUCCUUCUAACGACCAUAAGAACCUGGAGGAGCGUUUUUUCCACUAUAUGUCGGCGGGUUGAAACAUUUUCCUCUGUACAAAAUGUUUUCUGUGGGAAGCACAUUCGCUUUGGUUCAUCAAGCUCUGAAGACGAAGAAAGUGACAAUGGUUCAAGUGAAGAUGAAAUGACGCCAAAUAGGCACAACACUGAUAUGAAGAUACCAUUACAAGAUUUCAGUGGCUCCUUUCGUGUAAAUAGUUGUCCUUAUCCAUCUGCAACUGAGGAGAGGUCACGACUGGGGUUGAAAGGUGAUGUUGCUUCCCAGUCUUCUCAUGAUGCUGAGAGAAAACACAGUGGGUUGGGAGGUAAAAGAAAACUCCCGAUGACAAAAGGCACCGUGUCACCACCUUCCAAAUUUCGUAAAGUUGACAAGGUAAAAGAAAACGGUAUUGCAGAUUUUAAUAUACCGGAUGACGAUUCUGCUCUAUUAUCUGAUAGCUCCAUGAAAAAGUUCAUUGCGACAUGGAAGGGGGACUGUAAGGAGCACACUCUAGUCAAGGUCCCAGAAAACUCCAGGACAUUUGCAAGACGCAGGAAAAAAAUCAAGUCGACAAUUUUGUCUCAGCCUGCCAUUGGAUUGCUUAAUGUUGCUAUAUCAUCCAUGAAACUUGGAAUGUGGGAUAGCAUUUAUGACACUUUUCAAGGAAUUACUCAACAAGGGAUGCAGGGGCAUGAGCGCAUUGAUGUUGAAGCAGAAGAAGAGCACACAUCUGUCGAUGUUGAAGUGGAAGGAGAACACACACUUGUUAAGUCUGAGCAGAAUCAGCAAACCAUGAAAGCAGGUGUAGCAGUUGAAGACAUUGUUGCAAAAAUUUCUACCUACUGCGAGCUUGAUCAUGAGCUCUGGCGCACCAGUAAGUCAAACUUGGAAAGUAGAUUUAUCUUUCUGCAGAAGCUUUGCUGUUGCGAGCGUUGGUUGGUUGACCAUUUUGGCAUUAAAGAAUUCAACACCCUCGGUCAUGGUGAGUUCUUUGUUUUCCUGGAGAAACACAUUUCCCUCUUACCGGCUGGAUUCCAGAAUCUCUUGGUUCAUGAACCAUGUAGAAGCCCUUCACUUGAGGUUCACAUUCUCCAGGAUCAGUUGAUUCUGUUAGUUGUGCAAGCUUCAAAUAAUUUGUGGGAGAAUGAAACCAUUACGACACAGAUGAUCUCUGCAAUGCUUGCAAGGCAAUUUCCUUCGUUCAGUGCCAAUGUUACUGGAGACUGCUCUAGUGAACGUUUUCUAGGUAUUGUGGAGAAACAUAAGAGUAACGUUAUCUCCAAGAGCAUUCUGUUUUCUGCAACAUUGUUGGGAUCUGAUCAUAUUGGUAGCCACUUGGGUCACAAUGAAAGUGGAAGAUUAGCAACCUCUGGCAGUGAGAAGAUGUCCCUUUUGUCUGUUACGUCCAAGGCUGCCAUUGACGUUCUACUUCAAGCUCCCAUGUUGUCUGAUUUGAAAUUGUGGUCUCACUGGGAUCUGAAGUUUGCUGCGUCUUUUGGCCCUCUCCAAGAUUUUUUGGUGAGUGAAGUAAAUACCAGAGAGCUGGUAUGUCUUGUCACCAGAGAUGGAAAAGUGAUUAGACUUAAUCAUUCUGCUACUGCUGACACGUUCUUGGAAGCUUUUGUUAGGGGAUCUCCUCUCCUAACUGCCACAGAACUUUUGUCUUUCUUCUCACUGACUGGUGGUGAGAAGCAUGUUCCUUUGUCCCUUCUCAAAUCCUAUGCGUGCAAUGCAUUUGGUGUCAUUCUGAAUGAUGCAUCAGACAGUAUGGGUGUUCAGGGAUAUGCAACGAACCAAGCGAUUGCUAUAAUGGGAUCAAAAGAUCCGAGCUUUCCACUUUCUGUUGCUUCAAGGUUUUUUCUUGACUGCAUUGGUUACGUGCCUGCAGAGUUUCGUGGUUUUGUAGCUGAUGUCUUGCUUGCUGGAAUGCAGUCUGUAACUUCUGAUGCCUCAUCAGCUAUUUUGCUCGAAUGCAGAGGAGUAGAACGUCUCAUGCUUCAUGAAAUAGGGCUAUCCAUUGACGUAGCAGAAUGGAUAAAGGACUACCAUGCAUUUUCUUCUGAUUCCAAUUACUCAGCCAAAUUCUCUGGAUCGUUAUGUAUGGAUGUUUCCAUGUCCGAGUCAAGCACAGUACAGAGAUACAACCAAGAUGGAACUGAUGAAAGACCACUUGCUUCUUAUGGGGAUCUUUCAUGUGAUAAGGGAGGUACCGAUGGCAGUCUUACUGUAGGUGAGGCAGUGAUCACUAGUCACACAGGUUGGUCUGGAUUAGAGAAUAAUGAUAAGGAGAAGGAUGCAGCAUCCAUUGUUGACUCUAUUAGGAGAGAAGAAUUUGGUCUAGAUCCAAACCUUUCAAGCAUGGAGAGUGAUAUGUUGAGGAAACAGCAUGCUCGCUUGGGAAGAGCACUUCACUGCCUAUCACAGGAACUGUAUUCCCAAGACUCCCAUUUUCUUCUUGAGCUGGUUCAAAAUGCAGAUGAUAAUACCUAUCCAGACAACAUGGAACCGACCCUUGUGUUCAUCCUUCAGGAUUCAGGCAUUGUUGUCUUGAACAACGAGCAUGGAUUUUCUCCUCAAAACAUCAGAGCACUAUGUGAUGUUGGUAAUUCAACCAAGAAAGUAUCUGGUACUGGCUACAUUGGACAAAAGGGGAUUGGCUUCAAAUCUGUGUUUCGGGUUACAGAUGCUCCUGAGAUCCAUUCCAAUGGUUUCCACGUUAAAUUUGAUAUAAGUGGUGGACAAAUAGGGUUUGUUUUACCAACAAUUGUGCCUCCUUGCAAUGUUGAUUUCUAUAGCGGGUUGGUUUCUGGUGGCAGUGAACGCUGGAAUACUUGUAUCGUGCUUCCUUUUCGGUCAAAAUUAUCUGAAGAAACCACUAUGAGAAUGUUUUUGGAUCUUCAUCCUUCCUUACUACUCUUUCUUCACCGCCUCCAAUGCAUCACUUUCCGUAACAUGCUCAAUGACUCGCUUGUCACUAUGAGAAAACAAAUUGUGGGAGAUGGUAUAGUAAAUGUUACAUGGGGAGGAGAUAAAAUGACCUGGCUUGUAGCAUCUCAGAAGCUCCAGGCUCAUUCCAGCCGACCCAAAGUACAUACAACUGAAAUUGCGGCAGCAUUUACUCUUAAAGAGUCGGACAAUCGUGACUAUACCCCUUGUUUGGAUCAACAACCAGUUUUUGCGUUUCUUCCCUUGAGAGCUUAUGGGCUGAAAUUUAUUCUCCAAGGCGAUUUUAUUCUCACUUCGUCUAGAGAGGAAGUGGAUAGGAACAAUCCCUGGAACGAGUGGUUAUUGGCAAGUUUCCCUGCAUUAUUUGUCUCUGCCGAGAGAUCAUUUUGUUCCCUCUCUUGUUUCAGGGACAAACCAGGCAAAGCUGUGACUGCUUAUAUGAGUUUUGUUCCGCUUGUUGGAGAGGUGCAUGGGUUCUUUUCAGGACUCCCUAGGGCAAUUGCUCUGGAGUUAAGGAGGACGCCUUGCCUGUUCCUUGAGGGGGACACCUCGAAGAUGGUUUUGCCUAGCAAGGUGCUCAGAGGUUGGAAUGAAGAAGCUCGCAUUCUCCUACCUGAAGCCUUGCUGCAAGAGCACCUUGGCCUUGGAUUCUUAGACCACAACAUAGAAUUGUGCGACUCACUUGCAAGUACUUUGGGUAUUAUCGAAUAUGGACCUGAACUUCUGGUUAGAUUCCUGACUUGCUUAUGUCGCACAGGAAAUGGACUCCAGUCCAUGGGUGUGGGGUGGUUCUCGUUGCUGUUAGAUGCUCUCUAUCAAAUGCUACCAAAUUCUUCUGCGGAAGGUGCUCUUCUGCACAGCCUUCGGGCUCUUCCAUUUAUUCCUCUGUCAGAUGGUACGUACAGCUGCACUGCUGCAGACACAAUUUGGUUUCAUUCUGAUGUUUUGAGCUCAGGCCAUGGGUUUGAGGCUUUCCCGAAGUUGUAUGCUGAGCUUCGGAUUGCAAAUCCUGUCAUCCUUUCUGCACCAGCUGCUGAUGGAGCUUCUUCACAAAACAUUGUGUUAAUGCUACAGAAACUUGGCGUUCAACCAUUGUCUGCCCAUGAAAUCACGAAGGUGCAUAUUAUAGAUGCUCUAUCCGAUUUUAGCAGGGACAGACAUUCUAUGAUAGACUAUCUCUGUUUUGUGAUGAUCCACUUGCAAUCAAGCUGCCAUAUAUGUCAUAAUGAAAGGAAAUCAAUUAUGUCUGAUUUGAGAAGUAAGGCAUAUCUUCUGACAAAUAAUGGAUUCAAACGGUCAAGUGAUACCCCAAUUCAUUUUAGUAACGACUUUGGGAAUCCUAUCGAUGGAAGGAAAUUUAGUAAUGUUCUGGGGAUGGAAUGGCAUGAAGUUGAUGUUACCUAUUUGACCCAUCCAUCAAAUGGGUCACUUCCUGGUGCACUGACAAAAUGGAGGGAGUUUCUCAUGGAGAUCGGCAUUACAGACUUUGUUCAAGUUUGUCAAACGGACAGGAAAAUUGGUGAUUUAUCUGGUCCAUCAAUUAAAGAAUUGAUGAGCGAUGUUAAGCUGAUUUCUCCAGAGUUUAUUGCCAAAGAUUGGGAAUCAAAGGAGCUGGUGCAGUUACUGUUUCUUUUGUCAACCAAUGGUGAUGUACAGUGCUGUAAGUAUCUCCUGGAGAUUCUUGAUAAAUUAUGGGAUGAUAGCUUCAGUGAUAAAGUAACUGCAUACUGCAACGGUAAUACUAGUGACAAUUCUAGACCUUUCAAGUCUUCCUUUAUAAGCAGCCUCCAUGAUGCUCGGUGGGUUGUCUCGAGCAUGGAUAAUGAGCUUCACUACCCUAAGGACCUCUUCUGUGAUUGUGACACCGUACGGUCAAUUUUGGGCCCUUUCGCCCCAUAUGCUAUUCCAAAGGUAAAAAGUAGUAAGUUACUGGCAGAUAUUGGCUUUAAGACCAAAGUCUCUCUGGAUGAUGCAUUGGAAACUGUAGCAUUAUGGAGAAAAUCAAAUACUAAUUUCAAGGCCAGCAUAGCACAAAUGUCCCUGUUCUACACAUUUCUCUCUGAAGAAUUGGCUAUCUCUAAGAAGAAUAUUCCGGAGGCAUUUGGCUCUGAACCCUUUAUUUUUGUUCCCUCCAAAACUGCGACAAGGCAUAGCAAUAUGGUGCGAGGUGCUUUUUCACAUCCUGAAGAAGUUUAUUGGGAUGAUCCGACAGGCUCUUUUCACGAAAUGAAGCUCCGUCAUCAACGGAGCUCGACUUCAAUUACUCGUGAGCCAUUGAAUAAGGCACUGUGUAAUGUUUAUCCAGGCCUUCAUGACUUUUUUGUUAGCCAGUGUGGUGUACGUGAAAGCCCUUCUUUGUGUGGCUAUCUUGAUAUCUUGAGGCAAUUAACAGCUCUUGCACCACCUUCUGAAGCUGCUAGUGCAGUUUUAAAAGUCUUCUUGAAGUGGAACAGUGAAUUCAAAUCUGGUUUGUUAAGUUCUGAGGAUCUGAUUCACUUGAAAGAAUGUCUCAUGAAACUUGAAUAUGCUAUACUUCCUACUGCACCAGAUAAGUGGAUGUCCCUGCAUCCCUCUUUUGGUCUUGUGUGCUGGUGUGAUAAUACAGAGCUAAGUAGCGACUUCAAACAUCUGGACAAUAUCAAUUUCCUGUACUUCGAUACCCUCAAUGACAACGACAAGGAGAUACUUAGUAAUCAAAUGUCACAAUUCUUUAAAGAAUUGGGGAUACCUGCUCUCUCGGAGGUUAUAACUCGCCAGGCAAUAUACUAUGGUCCAUCAGACUCUAGCUUCAAAUCUUCUAUGGUUGAUUGGGCCCUUCCUUAUGCUCAGCGCUACAUGCAUGGCAUUCAUGCCACGAAAUAUAACCAACUCAAGCAAAAUGGUUUUGAAACUGUGAAGAAGCUAGAAAUCAUUGUGGUUGAGAAGCUGUUUUACAAAAAUGUCAUUAGAAGUUGUGGCAAAUCAUCUCGGAGCCGAUAUGAAUGUAGUUGUCUUCUACAGGAUGAAACUCUGUACUCCACAGUAGCAGCAGAUCCCCAUGCAUUAUUCCUGGAGCUUAGUCGUUUAUUCUUUAAUGGUUUUCCAGAUCUGCACUUAGCAAAUUUUCUUCAUAUGGUCACAACCAUGGCUGAAUCUGGCUCUACAGUGGAGCAAACGGAGUUCUUCAUCUUGAACAGUCAGAAGAUAUCAAAGCUGCCUGAUGAAGAAGCUCCCUGGUCACUCUCCUGCGCUCCUGCUUCAAUAGGGAGUGGUGAAUCCCUGACAACAGAUAUUGUUUCUAUGUCAACGGAUGGUGAGGAUAAAUGCUUGGUACCGAGUGAAGUUUCAGCACUAGAAACUGGAUCAAAAUCAUCGAGAUACCAGAUAAAAGCUGGAUUCGGAUUGAGCUGGCCUCCUGCAGAUUGGAAAACUGCUCCUCGUUUUGAUCCUCACGCAAGGGACCUCAAAACUCAGGCGUCUACAUCUUUUGGCUUAGCUAAGGACCCGUUGAAUGAUGUCGUGAAACGGAUGGAAGGUACAAAUAAUGGCGAAUGGACCAUUAGAGAGGAUCCAGGAACAUUGCCUACUCCUGGCUAUGAAUCUGUAGACAAUCAUAUUGACAUUGCUCGUGAACAAACCCAUUUGGCGUAUGGCACAGCUGAUCCUGCAAGGUUCAGUAUCAUGCCUGAUCGCCCCGAGCCAAUGAUGUCACUUGGAUUUGCCAAGAGAGAACAGUUCAAUAUAACUGCAGGAGGUAGUAAUGAGCAUACAGCAGCGACGGGGAGAUUGGGCGAGGAGCUCGCUUUCAGAUACUUGAAAGCGAAAUACGGGGAAGAAGCUGUGAGGUGGGUUAAUGAACAGAAAGAGACCGGGUUACCCUACGAUAUACGAACAGUUGGCAAAGAGCACGGUGGGCAGUAUUUCGAAGUGAAAGCAACAGAAUCGGUGCGUAAAGACUGGUUCUUCAUAUCAGGAAGAGAGUGGCAAAUGGCAGCUGAGAAAGGUGAUGCCUAUACCAUUGUUCAUGUGCUGUUGGGGAAUCACAAUGCGAAGGUCAGUUUGUUCAGGAAUCCGGUGAAACUGUGCCAGCAAGGAAACCUCCGGUUGAUUGUUGUGAUGCCAAACCAAUUGCCGCAGACGUAGGUGGGACUUCUUCCUUGUUUGUAUGUAUAAAAGGAAGAAAUAUUUGUGUUAUUGAAAUGACAAUAAAAAAUAUUCAAAUUUGUUGGAAUUAUUACUAUAAAAUUAGUCAUUUUCCAUUCUGUUGAUCACAACGGUGUGCAAGGAUUGGACCAAACCAUG
Molecule: messenger RNA, 8366 nt
Organism: Linum tenue
Lineage: Eukaryota; Viridiplantae; Streptophyta; Magnoliopsida; Malpighiales; Linaceae
Source: the annotation of a GenBank genome assembly